AGCUGCGCGACGGAAGUUAACUUCUCGCAUCAUCCCAUGUGAUAGCUCCCAAAACAUCAGAUGCCGCUUGGAGAUUUCUUCUUUUCGCCAAACGAAGGACAAAACGUCAUUUCUCGAAAUUAAUAUUUAAUUUUUAUCCGAGAACAAAUGAAUUUUAAGUGCCUUUGAUAUUCAUAUUUUUAUCUCACUAAAACUUGGAAUAGAAUUUGAAUUAAUACAAGAAUUUUCCGAAGUUGUUUAUGGAUUAUUUAAGACACAUUCUUCUGUGAUGGAUAACUAAAGUGCAACUGGUGAACAGUAAUAAAUAUAUACUUGAAAAUUAUUUUAAUCCUAAUUACAAAUUCUCUUUUACCUUGUUGAGUAAUUUUAUAAUUAAAAGUGAUAAAACCAUUGUGAUAAACUCAUUCCCUACGGAUAAGCUGGUCAGCUUUGCCAGUGCAGCAUGAUGGUACUGUACCUACUGGAGCAAAACCAGUGAUGUACAACAGUGGUGUGGACUACCGCGCUUCAGACGGCGGCUGGGGUAUGGUGUACCCCAACUAUCCUUACAAAUAUCAGGCAUAUCCGGAAGAAGGGAGUGUUGCACAAGCCCCUUGGGCUCCGGACAUGUCAAAUAUGAGCGACGAAAGCCCGCCACCCCCUAUGGAAGGCGACGAAGAACCGGCAUCACCUAUGCCGACUCCGACACCCAGAAGUGGCAGCCGGGGUUCUGGCGGUGGGAAAUCGUCGGCCGCUGCCGCUGCGAUGGAGCAGAGAAUCCGUCGACCAAUGAAUGCCUUCAUGGUUUGGGCGAAGAGCGAAAGGAAAAGAUUGGCGGAUGAAAAUCCAGACAUGCAUAACGCCGAUCUCAGCAAAUUGCUCGGUAAAAGAUGGAGGGCAUUAACACCCGUAGAGAGGCAACCAUACGUUCAAGAAGCUGAACGUUUGCGACAACAGCACCAAAAGGAUUACCCGCAUUACAAGUAUAGACCCCGCAGACGAAAAAGCACGAAAAGAGGGAAUAAUACUGCACCAAAGGGUGCUCCAACACCUCCUAUUGCUCAAGCAACAGGAGGCUCCAUUUCAACUUCACCCCAUUCAAUGUACCCCAAUGGAUACAAUUCUACUUACGACGCACCUUCACCUAUGUCUUAUACUCCUCAGCAGUCUGUAUGCAACGGUAGUAACCUUAACAGAGGCGGUUUCCAUCCUCAGCAAUUGAAUUGUGACUAUUAUGGGGUACAAACCCCUGAUUGUUCUCCAAAUGGAAGUCCUGACAAUGAUGUUUCCCUUGGAGCUAAAUUUCCUAAAAAAGACUUGGGACUGGGAUUUGAGUACGGCCAAGAUAAAAGUGUUAGUCAGAGAGUAGAUGGCGGCAUCCGAGGGCUUCCCACUCCAGAUAUGUCUCCCCCUCAGAAUGAGCAAGAAGCUUGUAAUCGACUUCAGAUGCAGAGGAGAGAGGGGAACCCGUCAAGAGGCUCAAAUAAUACUCUUAUACAACUUAUAUCUCAGUUUGGUGGUACAUCUAAUUACUUAAAAGACAUUCGUCCACCUUAUCGUCUUCCAAUGAGAUUGGCAACGUCCACUUUGCAGGCUUUAUCUGCGGCAUCUGGUAAUCCCAUCUAUACAUUUUCUGAAUCUGGUUCUCAGAUGAUUGAUACACAGUCGACUUUUGAUGGCCAGCGACGUGAUUUUUACCACUCUUCGUCUUCCAUGUCACCUCUUAACAGUCCAUCCACUUCUGUGUCCGACAGAAAUAGUCCUUUCCCAACAACCAGCCACCUGUAUAGUGCUCUGAGUCGGUCACCAACAUACAGGCAUUUGAGCACAUAUAAUAACUGUGGCAGUGAUAAUGGAUCUACAGGAUUGUUUCCGUCUCAACAAAUCAAAAUAGAGGUUGAAGAUGGUAAUUCAGAUCCUGGCCAGCAAUUUAACUUUAUGCCUUCCUAUGGAUCAGCCCCGUCCUACACUAACGUAGCACCCACCUCCUCCAAUUUCGGUUGUGCUUACUCUUCUCAGGAUAUGUACCCAAAGAGCACCUGCAGUGAUCAAACCAACGCGUUCUCUUUUACUAAAAGUGUUGCGAGUGGAAAUGCAUUGUCUUCUGGCUACAGUACCAUAAGCCCACCUGAUUCAAAUUUUGUUUCGGAUAUAUUUGGUGAUAUCGAUGGCAAAGAACUUGACCGUUAUCUCACAGGCUCAUCGUCAUUCCCAACAUCCAACACUGGUCCCACCGAUUCUCCUAACUUGCCAUCUGCAUCGCCCAUUUCACUUCGAUCACGGCUUCAGCAAUCACAAAGGAAUCCUGAUGACACACGCUUAGGUGGCCAGUUUCAGGACUUUUCCAAACCUAUGUAUGGUAGUACUCUAACAGACGGCCAUAACAAACUCUCUCUUGGAUGUGAAGAAGAAGGCGAUACCAUGAGUGAAGCUUUCGCAGCUCUGAGAUCCAUUAUUAGUUAAUGUCGCCAAAUAUGCAGCCUUCAUUUGGAUUUUCACAAUGCUCGUCGCCUGCUUCAUUUAGGCUGUACAAAACUCCAAAGGCAUUUAUUACUUUCGUGAUUUAUUUUUAUAAAAAUGAAUAUUUUUCUAGAAUUGUUUUUACAUAAUGAUGUAAAGGGAGAGAGACAAGAGCAUAGGAUUAAAACCAUUGCUAGAAACAGUAUUAAAUACUCCAAAAAUGAUAAUUACAGUAACUGGAAUAUAACGUGGAUUUGCAGAAGUGUCUGUGCAGGGAAAAAACCCUUUCGUGUCCAGAGGAUUGCUUCAGUUUUUUUGCUGUCUUCCAAAUUUACAUUAUGUAAAUGAUUUCAUUUUUCAAGUUGUGCUUCUCAAUGAGAUUUGUAGUGACAAUGUGCAAUUCUGAUAAGUUUAUUGAGCUGAAAUCAAAACGCAUUUUUCUAGAAGUCGUAUUCAAUAAAUACAUUAUUGUUGUUCAUUAUUUCAUGAAAAAAUGAUUGAUCACCAUGAUGUUGGAUUUAGAAACUUUAGUAUUCACAGAAAUGUGUUGAAUUUUUUUUUUCUUGGAAGCUUAAUUUUGUAUUUUGUGAAAGAUAAAUCAUUCUUGAUGUUUUAAAAUUAAGUAAAAAUUUCUUCAUCAUAAGUUAUUGUUUGUUAAAAACAAUAUGCGUUGCUUACCUUAAACAAGUUUCCCUGUGAUAAACACAACUUUUAUGUAAACUCAAGUGAUGUAUUUAUCUCUUGUAAAUGUUUCGUGUUUUCGAAUAUGUAUGAUUUUGCUAUUAGGAACAAAUGUUCUGCAUUGUUAUUUAGUCAUUUCAAAAAGAUGUGGAAUUUUUUUUAAUUACUCUCACUUUAUAAAAAAAAAUUUAAUAAGACAUUUUGCUUAUUCCAUUCCACUUACAAGGAUGAAAAACAAUGCAGAAAGUUUAUUAGAAUUUUUAAAAUAUCUGAUUUAGGAAAUAUAGUUGUGGAUCAUCCAGUAUUAGCUAUCAAAUGCUUUGUAAUUUAAACGAAUUAAAAUAUAAAAAUAGUAAAUACAAUUAACAAAACGAUGAGCAUGGAUCAAAUUUUAUGUAUAAAUUUUUUGUAAAUAUUUUUGAAAAAAAAAAUACUAUUUUAAUAUAUUUUUACACUGAUUUAUGAGAUACAUUAUUUGCAAUUAUAAAUUUAUGUCAAGCAUACUCAUAAAACUAUGUUCAUAUUUUACUCAGUGACUGAUGUUGUGCACGACAUUCCAUCUAAAUGUGAAAAAUAAGAUUUUAUGACUUCUCAAAUGUGAGUACAAGAAAAACACUACUGAGUAUAGAGACCCCAGAGGACUUUUCAGUAUUAAUAAUUUAGUCUUUCUAGAAAAAAAAAAUUAUAAUUUUGGGGCUAUUUUUAUAUUAUUCGAGAGAGUUGUUUAUAUGCCUCUUAUGCCCUUAAUGUUGGAUAAAAAUGUUAUUUCAUGUACAGUAUAUUAUAUGUCUGACAUCCGUGUCUCAUGUUUAAUUAUAAAAUGUAUAUUUUUAUUUAGAACAAGUUAUCAAUGAGGAU
Argiope bruennichi is the source of this 3978-nucleotide messenger RNA. RefSeq names its product transcription factor SOX-4-like. The coding region runs from base 478 to 2442 and encodes 654 amino acids. Gene Ontology annotation, biological process: regulation of DNA-templated transcription; cell differentiation; anatomical structure morphogenesis. The record is from RefSeq and is a predicted model, not a curated record. NCBI's taxonomy places the organism in Eukaryota, Metazoa, Arthropoda, Arachnida, Araneae, Araneidae. The transcript has 2 exons. Gene Ontology annotation, molecular function: RNA polymerase II cis-regulatory region sequence-specific DNA binding; DNA-binding transcription factor activity, RNA polymerase II-specific.